UAAUCAUCCAUGUGUCCUCCGUUAUGCAGUUAGUUUUGUGCUGCUCGCUGUCUGUGAUGUGAUGUGGUGAUUGUUGAUCUCGUAGUUUCGUCCCCGAAAUAGUAGUUUAUACACACUAAACACCUUAUCAAAGGGAUGGCAUUAAGGUUUUGUUACAAAUUACUUCAAAGGUUUAUUAGAAUGUAAGCAUGUGGCCAGCCUAAAAGUGAAUGGAAAAUAUUUUCAAGGUAUAUUUUCGACCAUCUGCUGACAGUUCGUGACAAGUUUGAAGGGAAAACGUUACUUUUCCUUGGUAUUUGUGAUUGUAUGAGUUAGACACGCCACUGUUUUGCUGUGUGCGAGUGCGUGUGUUUUCAUAAGAUGUUACGCGUGUGAAGCAGAGAGCGAUGUCAAACGGCCACACAGAAUAGGUCACAAAAUAUAAGGAAAAGAGUGGUCAAGGUGUUCCAAAAUCAAAAUUUGGUUGCGGGGUGUUGUCAUCUUUCUUCGGAAGUCAUCUAAAAAGCUGUAUUUUAGGCUGCUAAAAUGUUCAGAAUGGUGUUUAACAAUCGAUUAACGACCCGCAAAAACCUUGGGAAGCGGAAGUAAUUGCGAGUGCAUUCGAAGACUUGCAGAAAUAUGAAUUUCUGUCAGCUGCUUCGACGAAAUUUUGUGUGAAGAAAAUUUCUGCUGAACAAGUGAUUGUUUUUAUGUGUUAUACCCGCAAGUGGUACGGUGGUUGGUGAGUCGUUUUUUGGGGAACAACUAAAGAGCAGCUCUUCCAGUGACCAACACGAAGAGGAAGCACAACGAAAAGGGAGCUGAUUUCUUUUUAUGAUCGAUUACCUGCCUUUUCGGUGACCCUGAGUGAGGAUUUUUUCGUCGUCGUUUGAUACUCAAGCUUGAUGUACGGCCAAGCUUCACUCGUUGGUCUUUGGUGUACCUUUAGGGGCAAAAUGACUGCACUGCUGUAAUGAUGUCGAGGUUGCAAAUUUCCCAUUUUCACCUGUGCUCGCAUCAGGUGUGAUAAGGUGGCUCCAGCAUAGAAGAGUCUCACCUCCAUGUUGAAUGUGAACAAUUUUGCUGACAUCUUACAACCAUCUAUGCUACCAGAUUUAAAAGUCCAUCUAUACCCGUUCUACAGUUUAGUAGCAGUUUAGUUCUAAGCUGAUGACGAUCUGGUGACAAUAUAAACACAACAUAAAAUAAAAAUCACACCAUUCCGAACACCCCAAAGUGAAGCCGGUCUAUAUAAAGAUAAUUGGCCGGCAUCAAAAGCGAUUGCAGCAGCAGGAGAGACUCGCUGACGAUAUCUAUUACAGCAGAACACCAUCAUUCGCUAAAAAUAAAAAGGAAGGAAAAAAUAAACCAAAUCCAAACGAUUCACGCGGAAAGUGAACAUGACUUUGUCAGAACGCCACAUUUUAUCACCACGCCACUACUACGUCAUCGACAUCGAGAGCAUAACCCGAACUCGGAAGACAACGAUGUCGUUCAGAUAAACAACAAUCAACAGAGUCGGUUUUCAUUACUGGCAAAAUAACUACAACACGUGAAGCAGCACCGAAUGGACAUUCGCGCUGCUUACAGAUUUGGAAACUUUUAGAACCGACGCCAGCUGCGAGAAAUAAACCUCUACACAACUCAAUUCAUGCAACGCCAGCAGAGUACAACGGAAACGAACAAACAAAUAAACCUUUAGCUACCAGAGAGAGAAACUUCCCGACAGUGUAAAAUAUUCGCGCCUAGAAGCCGUUUGAGAACUAACCCGACUAGCCCCAACAACUUACUAUAAACAAACGAUACAUUUCCGGCAGUAGCAGAAUCAGAAGAACAAGCAGCAUGGCCCCAAGUCAGAAAGUUACGAAAAAAUGGGAAAUCUUUGCCGGACGCAACAAGUUCUACUGCGAUGGGUACCUGAUAACGGCCCCGAAUUCGGGCGUGUUCUACUUCACCGUAGUGCUCAUCACCGGAACCAGUGGGCUGUUUUUCGCAUUCGACUGUCCUUUCCUAGCCGAACGGAUAACACCAGCCAUCCCGGUCAUCGGCGGCAUUUUGUUUGUGUUCACCAUGAGCUCUCUCUUCCGAACGUCGUUCAGUGACCCGGGCAUCAUCCCGCGGGCCUCCCAGGACGAGGCAGCCUACAUCGAGAAGCAGAUCGAAGUGCCAAACUCGUUGAACAGCCCGACGUACCGGCCUCCACCCCGCACCAAGGAAGUCUUCGUCAAGGGCCAAACGGUGAAGCUCAAAUACUGCUUUACCUGCAAAAUAUUUCGACCGCCGAGAGCUUCCCACUGUAGCUUGUGUGAUAAUUGCGUCGAUCGGUUCGAUCAUCAUUGCCCUUGGGUGGGCAAUUGCGUGGGAAAACGAAACUAUCGUUUCUUUUAUAUGUUUAUCGUCUCUCUCGCAUUCCUAGCAGUAUUCAUAUUUUCCUGUACAACGACACAUAUAGUUUUGUUAUUUAAAGAUGAGGAUCAAUUUUUUGACAUUGUCAAAAAGACUCCGUUCAGUGUGAUAAUAGCUGUAAUAUGCUUCUGUUCGGUGUGGUCAGUGAUCGGCUUGGCCGGCUUCCACACCUACCUUACCACCAGUGAUCAGACAACGAAUGAAGAUAUCAAAGGAUCUUUCACUUCCAAAGGUGGUCAGCAGGCAAUUAACCCUUAUUCACAGGGUAACAUCUGUCUAAACUGUUUCCACAUACUCUGUGGCCCGAUAACGCCGUCGCUAAUUGACAGGCGAGGUGUUGUGACUGAUGAGUACCGGACGCAAAUGCAACCUCCGGAUAAGUACAAUAGUGCGCCAGUGCCCCCACUGGUCGUCAUGCAGCCAGUAAUGGAUCCCCUGAAUAAGACGUUCAGUUUAGAGAACGAAACGGCCAACACCAGUACCGGCGUGUUCAGACAACGAAGUUACGAUAACUUACAAAAUGAAAAGUCCAAUAGUAUAGCGCAUUUGGUGGAGAAUGAGAUACCACUCUCUACGACAGGACACAUUUCUGCCAUAGAAGAUACGACCGCCACAACCAUACUGGUAGAUGACGACACUAUGGUGGAAAUGGAGAUGACCGGAACUCCCAAUGGUGGUGGAAAAAGGGCCAAUUCCAAUGGCAGCUACAGUAAUUUAUAUCGAGAUUCCCUCGUCAACGGCAAAUUGAACGUCGAGGGCUUCGACCAUAUGCAGAAUUCCGAUGAGAUUAUCAACGCGUCCGACCUUAUGAUGGUGUCCAGUGUCAGUGGGCAUGAAAAUGUUUACAGUAACAUACCCUCAAGUCCUCCGGGAACUAUCCCGAUUAGCGGGAUGCUGGUAUCGCCCAAACGUACCAGCCUAAAUACUUUAAGCGUAAUGCACAACGGUGAUAUCGGCAACAAAUCGAUUGAUCCCAAUCAGCAUGUGUAUUCCAACAUUGGAACAGGAAAUAGCAAUAGCAUUAACAACGGAAACGUAACCGUGGAACAACAGAGACACAGUACUUCAAGUGGAAGUAACUACCACCAGCUCGCGAACAGCAAUGGAGGAGUUAACAGUAAAUUCAAUGUCGACGAUCAAACUUUGAUCAAUUCCUCAUUCAUCACAAGCGAUCUGGAUCUGGAUGAUCCAGUCAUGUCGAGUUCAUUUGCGUCCAAAUCAGCAGCUCCGUCCGGACAGACUGAAGCAUCGUUACCUUUGGCACCUGCAACAACGGGCAGCAUGCCAUUGCCACCAUUGAAAAGUUCCCAGCCAAUAACGGCAAUCGAAAUGAAAGACGUCCUCCGAACGCUCGAUCCGAGCGUCAUCAUUCAGGCUGCGGGACCUGUUGUAAGCCAUACGGCCAACAACACCAAUCCCACCGCAACUAAUACACUAGCAUCCUCCUCAGCUACUAGUAAUGGUACCAGCGGCAUGACCCAUGGCUCUAACCGACUGCGAUUACUGCAGGAAUCUACCAUGAUAGAUACUGCUCUUGAUUUGGACAGUUUGGACGGAUCGAUCGGGAACAACUCCCAAUCGUGCCUGGUGAAAACAGCUAUCGUCUGAUUGGCCGAUAGCUCAUUAGAUAGAUAAAAAAUGCAUCACAUGGCGAUCGCAAAAAUUAAUACUAAAAAAAACCUAGAACAAUGAUAGAUUUGACCAGCAAAUAUAAUAAUAAUGAAACCGAAAUUCUACAAGGAAACUUUUUUAUUUAUACUAACUGUUAAAAUUAUAAAACAAAAAGAACAAGUGAUAGCACAAAGGCACUCUAUAAUAGAUUAUGGCCUACACAACAGAGUUUAGGUUCGGCAACGAAUGAUGAUUAAGCUGAGAAGCUAAAACCGAGGGAAAACUAAAAACUAUAUUAUAAAACCAUUGUACGGUAUGCGUGUUUGUAAAUAUAGGACUAUAUUUUGGGAAGAGCAUUUUCGUUCAGAGGCAUUUUUCUCGCACUCGAGAGACGUGUAGGGACGCAUACUACGUAAAUAAAAAAAAAAAAAGAUUUAAAUAAUUGCUGCAAACAAUUAUGAGUACACGUAUCAAAGUAACUGCAUUGGAUCAUCACAGAUGAAAGAUUUGAAAAUACAAACUGAUUUUGAAGAAA
This is a messenger RNA of Uranotaenia lowii, 4531 nucleotides long. It is a transcript of the gene app, whose product is annotated as palmitoyltransferase app. Gene Ontology annotation, biological process: protein targeting to membrane; peptidyl-L-cysteine S-palmitoylation. The record is from RefSeq and is a predicted model, not a curated record. Bases 1822 to 3993 code for a protein of 723 amino acids. The transcript has 11 exons. Gene Ontology annotation, cellular component: endoplasmic reticulum; Golgi apparatus. NCBI's taxonomy places the organism in Eukaryota, Metazoa, Arthropoda, Insecta, Diptera, Culicidae. Gene Ontology annotation, molecular function: protein-cysteine S-palmitoyltransferase activity.